Ruditapes philippinarum (Manila clam) is the source of this 769-nucleotide messenger RNA. Its product is annotated as zinc finger protein 862-like. The transcript is spliced from 4 exons. The record is from RefSeq and is a predicted model, not a curated record. NCBI's taxonomy places the organism in Eukaryota, Metazoa, Mollusca, Bivalvia, Venerida, Veneridae. The coding region runs from base 1 to 615 and encodes 204 amino acids.
AUGGAGGGCUGUAGGGAUGUAGCAGCAGGGAGUCAUCUUCCACCAGGUUUGUGUGCGCUUAAUGUACACCCCAUCGUCAUCACCAGAGCCUUAGAUGGAUACCGGCUACAUGGUAUACCCGCCAGGAGGCAUGCUGGAGGUCGGCAAAAGAUCACAACACCAGCUCAGGAUCGGUGUUUGAGUACUACUUAUGUGGCCCAUCGAUUGGCACUGGCUGUAGCACAGGCUGUGAAAGGGGUUCCUUACCUCCCAAGGUUUAAGGAUAUCCUUGGGGACCUCCAUAGGUUUUAUGAUCACAGUCCAGUACGCACAUCAGGCCUGAAGGACAUACAGAAAUUGCUGAAUGAGCCAGUUCUCAAGCUGGUAGAAGCUAAAGAUGUACGGUGGCUGAGCCAUGACAAGGCAACAAGCACGCUGAUGAAGUGCAUUCCUUCAGUGUUUACAAGUCUGGAACGGGAGGCUGAGGAAAGGAAUGAUGUCAGGGCAGCAGGACUUGCAAAGUUCACCCAGGACCAUCGCUUUGUUAUGUCUCUUCAUAGAUGUGCGACACUCUACCUCAUCUCACAGAACUAUCAACUGCCAUGCAGGCCCGGGAUGCUAUUUACACUACUGUAAAACCACUUGUGACUGGGACACUGUCCAUUCUGCGGGGUCUGCAGACCAUGCCAGGGGAGGCCUACCAGAGUGCAGUGCAGAGGGUAAAGGACCUUCAGGCUCAGGGGUUCAACAUCAAGCCUCCUUCUGAGCAAGAGACUGUAAACUUUAGAGA